Messenger RNA from Scleropages formosus (Asian bonytongue), 2039 nucleotides. It is a transcript of the gene slc6a2, whose product is annotated as solute carrier family 6 member 2. Gene Ontology annotation, molecular function: norepinephrine:sodium symporter activity; dopamine:sodium symporter activity. Gene Ontology annotation, biological process: dopamine uptake involved in synaptic transmission; amino acid transport; sodium ion transmembrane transport. Gene Ontology annotation, cellular component: axon; plasma membrane; neuronal cell body membrane. Lineage: Eukaryota; Metazoa; Chordata; Actinopteri; Osteoglossiformes; Osteoglossidae. The transcript has 14 exons. Bases 98 to 1981 code for a protein of 627 amino acids. The record is from RefSeq and is a predicted model, not a curated record.
AUCGUCAUCAUCAUCAUCAUCAUCAUCAUUAUCAUCAUCACCGCCGUCUUGGCCAUAACGAGCGUGCGGGCGGCGAGAGCUUCCCACCCGCUCCAGGAUGAACAUCCAGGUCCUGUCCGACCACAAGCUCUCGGCGGUGGUCCCGCUGAAGCCCUACAGCCAUGUGGAGAAGAAGGACGUGGAGCUCAUCCUGGUGAAGGACCUGAACGGGGUCCAGUACACGAGCUCGUCCAUCAUCCCCGCGCCCGACGCGUUCUCGCAUUCCGCGACCAGCCCGUCCGGGGACCAGGACCGGGAGAUAUGGGGCAAGAAACUAGACUUCCUGCUGUCCGUCAUCGGCUUCGCCGUGGACCUGGCCAACGUGUGGAGGUUCCCGUACCUGUGCUACAAGAACGGAGGAGGUGCCUUUCUCAUCCCCUACACCCUGUUUCUGCUCAUUGCCGGGAUGCCCCUGUUCUACAUGGAGCUUGCCCUGGGGCAGUACAACCGGGAGGGGGCUGCCACAAUCUGGAAGAUCUGCCCCGUGUUCAAAGGAGUGGGCUACACCGUCAUUGUCAUCGCGCUGUACGUGGGCUUCUACUACAACGUGAUCAUAGCCUGGUCCCUAUACUACCUGUACUCCUCCUUCACCAAUGAGCUACCUUGGUUUCGCUGUGGGAACGUCUGGAACAGCCCCAACUGCACAGAUCCACAACGGGCCAACAUCUCCUGCCUUGGAAACGGGACUAUGUACUCCAAAUGCAAGAACACGCCAGCCGCCGAGUUUUACGAGCGCGGCAUGCUCCACCUGCAUGAGAGUGAGGGCAUCCAUGACCUGGGCUUGCCUCGAUGGGAGCUCUCACUCUGCCUCGUGGUGGUGGUCUUCAUCCUCUACUUCAGCUUGUGGAAGGGCGUCAAAUCUUCGGGGAAGGUGGUGUACAUCACGGCUACCAUGCCCUACGUGGUACUCUUCGUCCUCCUCAUCAGGGGCGUCACCCUUCCUGGUGCCAUCGAUGGCAUCAAGGCAUACCUGCACAUUGACUUCAAACAGCUGAACAACCCCACGGUCUGGAUUGAUGCAGCGACUCAGAUCUUCUUCUCCUUAGGAGCAGGUUUCGGGGUGCUCAUUGCAUUCGCCAGCUACAAUAAGUUUGAUAAUAACUGCUACAGGGAUGCUAUCCUGACCAGUACCGUCAACUGUGUCACCAGUUUCUUUUCUGGUUUUGCCAUCUUCUCUGUGCUGGGGUACAUGGCCUACAAACAUGGAGUGAAGAUUGAGGAAGUGGCCACAGAUGGAGCAGGGCUGGUGUUCAUAAUUUACCCUGAAGCCAUCUCCACUCUACCAGGGUCUACCUUCUGGGCCAUAGUCUUCUUCAUUAUGCUCCUAACACUUGGCAUUGACAGUUCUAUGGGCGGCAUGGAGGCUGUCAUUACAGGCCUCACCGAUGACUUCAAGUUCCUCAAGAGGAACAGGAAGGUGUUCACCUUCGUCAUAGCUUUCGGAACCUUUCUGGUGGCCUUGUGUUGCAUCACCAAUGGUGGGAUCUAUGUAGUGACGCUGCUGGACACCUACGCCGCAGGAACUUCUAUUCUCUUUGGGGUGUUGAUUGAGGCCAUUGGGGUCUCUUGGUUCUAUGGGGUGGACAGAUUCGGUGAGGAUAUUGAACGCAUGAUGGGCUUCAAACCAGGCCUGUACUGGAGACUCUGCUGGAAGUUUGUCAGUCCUGCAUUUCUCCUGUUUGUGGUGAUCGCCAGUAUCGUGACUGCCCCUGGCCUGAAAUACGAUGAAUAUGUCUUUCCACCGUGGUCCAACGCAGUUGGCUGGAUCAUAGCGAUGUCCUCAAUGCUCUUUGUGCCUGUCUAUGCCAUCUACAAGUUCUUUAGCAUUCCUGGGAGUUUUAAACAGAGACUUGCGUACUGCAUCACCCCUGAGCACGAACAUCACCUGGUGGCUGAAGGCAGUGUUCGGCAGUUCAAGAAAGAACACUGGCUCGCCAUUUGACACAACGACAACGUAUAUACAGCUGGCCCAGCGAGAUGCGACACGCAGUUUCUCAGCC